Molecule: messenger RNA, 2776 nt
Organism: Oryctolagus cuniculus (rabbit)
Lineage: Eukaryota; Metazoa; Chordata; Mammalia; Lagomorpha; Leporidae
Gene: PLEKHB1
Product: pleckstrin homology domain containing B1
Biological process (GO): regulation of cell differentiation
Cellular component (GO): membrane
Source: RefSeq, a predicted model, not a curated record
GGCGGCCCCGGUCCUGAGGGGCGGCCGGCGUCUGCCUGAGGUGGGGUCGGUGGGGCCGGGAGCGGUCCCGGAGGGGGAACCGAGGUGGUGGACGCAGGAAAGCUCUUCGUUCCCGGCUGGGCUCCUCCACUCCAUUUCCCGCGGGGCUUCACAGAGACGUCUCCAGCCCCGCCGUGGCGCCGCCUACCUCCUCCCCAAGCUCCGGCCACUACCGUGGCCGUCCGAGCUCCCGGCCCGCCUUCCACCGUCCGUGCGGACCCCCCGGCCUCCCCGCCCCUGCGUUCUGCUUCCCAGACGCUCCCUGGGCACUGUUAAACUUCCCGAUGCGCGUGAGUCUGGGCGCCCGGUGUACCUGGGGAAACCGCUUUUUAUCCUCCGGGCAGCCAGAACCACUGGGCAAAGGCAGAGCCUCUUUACCCGUAGCUGAGCCACACCGUGUGCCCCGAUUGUGCGCCUACGGGUCGUGUCCCCCGCCAAGACUGGAAACUGGGGGGUGGACGGGGCACGCCGCAUCCGAUCCGCCCUAAAGCCUGGCGCAGCGUCUGCCACCAAGCUGAGCGUCAAAAAACUUGUAACUUUACUUUCUCCUGGAAAAUGAGUUCACAGACUCUGAAGAAAUAGCGUUUUAGGGUAACUGGACUGGACAAAUGUCUUAAUCAAAAAAUAAAAACAAAAUCUCGGACCGGUGCUCCGGGUCAUCAGGAGCUGCCCCCCUGGAGACUGCCUCUGCACAGCUGUAGAGCUGUAGACUACAAGUCCCAGCAUGCCUCAGCGCCACGGCUCUCCUCGCCACGCCCCCUCCCUGGGGUGGGCGGGGCCCAGGCGAAGGAAGGUUCCCCCCCCACCCUGGCACAGCUUGGGGAGUGAAACGCCCCAGGCUCUCUGGGGCGCGCAAAGCGCAGGCGCAGCGGGUUGGGUGGCAGCAGCGUCGAAUAGCCGCCGGCCGUUUUGGCAGCAGCAUCCGCAACAGGUGUAGACAGGUCCCGCCCGACUCCACCCUGGAAAAUCGUUUCGAAGAAAUGGCCCUGGUGAGGGGCGGCUGGCUGUGGAGACAGAGCUCCAUCCUGCGCCGCUGGAAGCGGAACUGGUUUGCCUUGUGGCUGGACGGGACCCUGGGCUACUACCACGAUGAGACGGCGCAGGAUGAAGAGGACCGCGUGCUCAUCCACGCCAACGUCCGCGACAUAAAGGUCGGCCAGGAGUGCCAUGAUGUGCAGCCCCCAGAGGGCCGGAGCAGAGAUGGGCUGCUGACCGUGAGCCUGCGGGAGGGCGGGCGCCUGCACCUGUGCGCCGAGACCCGGGACGACGCCAUAGCCUGGAAGACGGCGCUGAUGGAGGCAAACGCCACCCCGGCCCCGGCUGGAGCCACUGUCCCUCCCAGGAGCCGCCGGGUCUGCCCCAAGGUCAGGUGUGUGACCCGUUCGUGGAGCCCCUGUCAGGUUGAGAGGCGGAUCUGGGUGCGUGUAUACAGCCCGUAUCAGGACUACUACGAAGUGGUGCCCCCCAAUGCGCACGAGGCCACCUACAUCCGCAGCUACUACGGCCCGCCCUAUGCAGGCCCCGGCGUGACGCACGUGAUAGUGCGGGAGGAUCCGUGCUACAGCUCGGGCGCGCCGCUGGCCAUGGGCAUGCUCGCGGGCGCCGCCACAGGGGCCGCGCUCGGCUCGCUCAUGUGGUCCCCUUGCUGGUUCUGAGCCCCGGGCCUUGCAGCGCUGGACCCUGCGCCUAGACUACCGGCCUCUCUUCCUCAUGGACCCCGCCCUGCGCCACCCGCUUUGGCCCUCUGCUCUCUGUCACUAGCUCCUUCUGGGCUUGGACCAACCCUCCUCUCCCUCUUCGAAAGUUACCAUCCCAGGCGCAAAGAACCCUGGGUACCCUCCCCUCUAUUGCCAGAGCCCCCAUAAGCCCCCUCGUAGUCGCAGGUGCGUGGACUCCCUCCCAACACACCAGGGCCACAACAAACUCAACUGCCUUGGGCUCCUCGUGGCCCAGGCGCUGGAGGCGCGGCACGAGGUCGGUGAGCUCUCUGCCCUCUCCUUAAGGAGCUCCAGGCCCGAUGGGGGCAGUGGGGGAACAGGCGUCGACAGACAUUGAGAAAGCUGUGGAGUUACCAGCCCUUUGGCAAGGACGGGAGCCAGGCAGGUAGGCUGGGAGCCCUGCCCGGCUAUGGUGCAGAGCCGCGAGCAGCCCCGCAUGUCCCAGGAGGUCAGGGCAAGUUCGCUGGGGCUGGAGGGAGGCAGGGGCAGUGCAGUGUGGUGGAUGAAGGGGAGAGGUGCGCUUGCAGCCGAGGGGAGCUGAAUGACCUAGCUGCCGUGGACCUAGGGCCCAUUUGUUCAUACUGACUCGCACACACCCACGCCCCAAACACUCCGAGUUUAGCCCCUUCCUUCCCACGAGCAGCCUCCUGGGUUCCCUGUGCCCCGGGAUGACAACUGAGCUGACCCUGGGGACUCCUGGUCGGGGGCCAGGUGAGCUCUGCUCGGGACCUCCAGCCCUAGGAAAUUAUCUCCAUCAGGAAAUGCCUUUGUGUCCCAGGAGCUCAGCUGUCGGUCCGCAGCCGCAGCUGUCGCCAUCUCAGGCUUUGUCUCUUCCUUUACUCCGGGGCCUGAUCCACCUUUGUACCGGCCUGGGAAGCCCCACGUGUGCCUGCCUGCAGGUGGCCCAGCAGUCUCCACCCCCACCUUGGUCGCCUUCAGUCUCUCCCCCUCUCCUGUCCCCAUCACCGGUAGAUGCUAACCUUUCUGCCCAGAGGCUAAUAAAGGCGUGGCUGGCUCUC